AUAUGGACGGGAGCCGAACCCUUUGCUAUCCCAACUUAGAGGAGGCACCUGAUGUGGAUCAUGAGCACUUGCCUGCAAGGGACAGAGAUCACGGGUUGGACCCUUUCCACAAGGUUACUCAGCUGAAAAACAAUGCAAGAGUUAUAUGCAGAGAAGUCAGCGGUUACACGCACCUUGAAAGGGUGUACCCAGUGCCCGCGCCCCCGAAACUGCCCAAGUCGAACAAACGAGUGAAGUGGAUGGCUGAGUGCAUUGGCUACGAACCUCUGCUGUCCUACUGCUUUACUUACAAUGUAUCGGACGUCGAUUCCAAGUGUGAGAAUCUGCUGGGUAUCAAAUGUGGACACUGCUCGAAGAAAUUCAAACUGAAAACUGGGGAAAGCGUAACUAUCACCAACCCAGAAUAUCCGCAUUACAGCGACGACGUCAUAUGUGAGUGGCACUUCGAGAUGGCUGUUCCCUCCGUCAUAGAAGUGGAUUUCAGUGAGUUCACAUUACCUCCGCGCAAUGAGAAAGGAUACUGCCACCGAGGGUCUCUGGACAUCAGCGGAAUCACUGAGGGCUCUGGAGACAAAAAAGAGGUCAAGACUCUCCAGACGAUGUGUGGCAGUGCCCUCCCUGACCCCAUAACCUUCAGUGCCAAAGGUGCUCUUAUUAGGUUCUACUCUGGUUUGUUUAUCCCAAGACCUAUUAGUGAACAGGCUGGGUUCAAUCUGACAGUUACUGCGAUAAGGGCUGUUCCUGCCAGUCCUACAGUGGUCAAAGUUGAUGCAAGUAUGAACUUGGGUGAAAUCCUCGCCAUUUUCUUUGCUUGUUCAUUGAUCGUGUUUGUUGCUGCCUUUGUUUGCUAUCUAGUCAGACGUUACUUGAAAGAGCAACGACGUACAAUGCGCCGCCACGUCAUGGAGGAACGACUUGCCACGCAGAGACGAGGAAGGCAGGAAGUGGCACUGACAACCAUGUUAGCAUCAAGGCUGCAGAAUGUUGGCACAUGCGCUCAUCAAAUGCAUCAGUGUCCUCCAACUCCUAGGGACGACCCCAAGGACUUUCCCAGUUGGAGGAGCCAAGAUGUUUCUAAGAGGGAAGUGGCCUUUCGUACGACGAGCACCAAGCAACGUGGGCAUCACAUUUAUCACGCGUGCCCUCCUGCCAUGCCCACAAAAGCGCCCCCACCACCUCCUGUAAUGCAGAAUCAACGGAUGGGUAACAGCCCUCGUCGGCAGACGUUUAGUCCCGAGAGUUGUGACGAACCCGAUUACAUGGAACCGGAAAUGAUGCACAAAUCUCUCCUUUAUUUACAUCCAGAUAAUCUGGACAACAACAGAAUCAACAGAAGCAGGAGCUGCAGCAACAACAAAAUCACCAACAACGGAGGGAUACAAAAUGCUCUCACUCGACCGAGACUGUCCAGCCACGCAAGUGCCACUCCGGCCCUUCGGACAUCCCAGAACCAGGGUCAUUCUCAAGGAACCCCCACCAACAACCUGGGCAUCAGCAUAAAACGCCCCAACAGACUGCCGAAGGUGUCUCUCAGCGCCCACAACGUGACCUCUUGCGACCUCAACCUGUGGCCGAGCACGUCUUCUCUCGCCCCUUCCAACAAGACAGUCCCCCUGACGCCUUCAGAAGAAGAGAAGACGACGAUGCACUGCAAUUUCCCACUGAAAUCCUGGAAUACGUCGUCCACAAUCGAUAGCUUUUCGUUCCAGAGUGGCACACUCUCGCCCUUUCCAGGGCGCACUCCAGACAUUUGCCAGUCCAGGCUGAGUCAGUUGUCCAUGUGCGUCCUGUCUAAUUUGACGCAGUCACAGCGGUCGAUCUCGACCUCCAGCGACAACGAAAACAGGUGCUGGGACCAGUCGCGGAGUCUGACUCGGGAUAAGAGCUUGCUUUUGGGACACGCUUCCUGUGCCAAUUAUUACCCGUGCAAGUCUCCGGACCCUGGCGAUUUGUCGUUCGACAGCAGUGACAGCGUUUUUGUGACAGCGGGCGAGAGCAACUGCAAUAUAGGACCUUACAAACAAGGAGCCCAGCCCAAAUGCCUCUGUCAGUCUCAGGGUCACCUGUCAAAGUCUUGUGGCGACGUCUCACCUGGUGUGUCCUCUCCAAAGCAUGAUCCAAUGCUGGAAGACCUCAACCAGUCGUUACCGGGCGAUCAGUCAUCUGUCGCAGACAUCGUGAAGCCGCCUUUCCUGAGACGAGUAUCCCAGAUGUUCUUAGGCUCCGGGUCUCUCCACACUCCCGGGCUGAACGUGAGCAGGACACCAACUCCCAAGGUGGCGAAGAAUCAGUCCUCUAGCCAUUUGCAAGAGCCAAAGAUUGCAGAUAUGAAUCUGGACUCCAGAGGGACUGCCCAUCGUAGGUUUGGCAACAGGACCACGAGCGAGUCCUGUCAGAGGAAGGUGGCCCUGACCACAUCACCUCGCAAGCAGCCUUCUUCCUCCGUCUCCUCGGCUUCUUUUAUGCAUUACAAGUACAAUCGGCUGGAGAAAAUAUCCAAUGCAGACUUGGAUGCUCUCCUGCCUGCGUCUAAAUCCCGCGAGAAUUCGUACGAGAACAGCAGUCCUACAGUCGAGCCUAUUUGACUGAAAGUUUUUCUUUUACCCCAUGGUAAAUUUCCUCCAUCAAAAUUAUUUUCAGAUUUAUGUUUCGAAGUUGAGACUUCGAAGUUUGUUGAAAUUUGUUGACAAGUUGUUUUAUGGAAAGGGAUGUAUUUAAGAAUGUUAUGAGAAAUUUA
Molecule: messenger RNA, 2737 nt
Organism: Macrobrachium nipponense
Lineage: Eukaryota; Metazoa; Arthropoda; Malacostraca; Decapoda; Palaemonidae
Exons: 15
Coding region: 3-2585 (860 amino acids)
Source: RefSeq, a predicted model, not a curated record